AUGCUUCGAUUUUUUCUGCAAAUAAAGACGUAUAUCUAUGAACGAUUAAUAAAGGGGUUUCAGGCAAAACAUUGCAAAGAUUAUGUCUUUUUAAUUGGUAUUUUGAUAGCAGUUUUAGCGCUAACAGUCCAAUGUCAUGAGGAAUGUCAACAAAAAGAUGGAAGUCAACUCGAGUGCCAGUUUGGAAAGUGCGUAGAUGGGAAAUGUGUAUGUGACGACUGCUGGGAAGGAACUGCUUGUGAAAUACUGAAAAAUGACCACGUUCCAACAUUUGACAGCCCAAUUCAACAUUUUAUGAACAAAAAUGGCCGCAUUGGAAAAAUAAACGCCUUUGACGCUGAUUGCAACAAUGGAAGAUGCCCUUGUGGAAGCGUGAGCUACAAAGCAAUUGGGGGUGACACGGGGGUUUUGGCAGUUGACGAGAAAACUGGAGAAGUAUCUAUAAUCGGAGACGCUGCACCCGGGGAGCAAAAACUGUUGGUCGAGGCAUACAAUGCUGCGCCGGCAGGAAACCCAAAACAUGGAAAUAAUGAACUCGGGAACAUCAUUGAAGUCAUUGUUGAGACACCUUACGAAUACGACGAAGACGAAAAACUCAAGAAUAAUGCUGGGCCAAAUUUUCUUGAAUUGGGAAACCAUGGCUAUGGAAGUGCCAAUGACGUGGAUGCAUUUGGAGGUUACGGAGACUUUGAUGCUGAAGAACUGCAUAGUCGCCACAAGAGAGCUGCGCCGUUUUAUGACAAUGUGACCUUAACUUUAUCCGUUGAGACACCAAAUGUAACAACUGUGUAUGUGGGCUCUGAAAUUUACUUCAAACUAACGGUUGGCCUACCAGUUGGUUUGACUGAUAUCAGUGUUGAGCUGUUCACACCCGACAAUGACACGACGGUGAUGGUACUGUGCGGCAUAACAGUGGGAGAUAUCGGAGCUAACAUUGCAGGCAGUGUGAAUCUUACAGCAAUCAAUGACAACAUAGUGAAGGAUGCUAGGGAUGAAACAAAGAAUUAUGACUGGGCAGUUUUAGAUCUGGGCACUAUUGAUAACGUAGGCACUGUUGAUACAUCAAAUCCUCAAGCCAAUGAGUUCACAGUGACAUGGAGUGUUAAGAUGAUUGACAAUAAUGAGACAGUUAAUGGUACCACAUACUGGGUCAGUGCGGGUGCUGAGUACGACAAUCAAUCCUACUGCUGGAUAGGGCAAGCCUCUUUCGAAGCUCUUAUUGAUGAUUUCAUAUCCAAUUAUCCUGUACCUCAACAUAACCUGACCGGCCCAGCAACCAUGGCAAUUGGAGAAUCUGCCAAAUUCACUCUUGAUUUGACAAUCGAGUAUCCAAGUACAUCUCUCGUAAUUGAUGUUUAUGCACCAUUGAAUACGACUGACACCAUGUCUGUGUGUUAUAUCGGGGUGAAGAGUGUUGGCUCAAACUAUGCCUGUUUAGAGUUUACGUCAAUCGAGCCAGUGCUUUAUCCCGAUGGAGUGCGAGGAAAUUCACGUGGCCAGCUGGAUUUGGGGAAAGUUACAAACCUUGGAUCUCGACUGGAUGUACCAGAUUCAAGUCAGUCCUUCAUCAAAAUUGAGAUAAUUGUCUACAUGUAUAAUAACCCUGACUUUGUUGGCACUACACAUAGUAUUGGAUUCGCAGUUGUAUAUGAUACAAUGAUAUGGGCUGCAUAUGCGGAUGUAACUGCAACUGCGCCUUCAACACCUGUGUCAGCGAGUGGCUCCUUACCUACGGUCAGCACAGCAGUGGCUGAAGGAAGCAGUAACAAUGUCAGCAUUGGAGAAGUUGCCUCUCUGGACUUUACUGUCUCAACUGCUAUGGACACCAACUUCAAUUAUAUACUAGACAUACUUACUCCAUACACUGCUAGCCAAGCAGUGUUCAAAAUCUGUCGUAUUGAUAUCGUAAGUAAUGGGGUGAAUGUUCCUUGUAUGCCUGACCCAGAAGUGCUACCAAUAUAUGAAGCUAGAGAUGAUCCAAGCAGUGCUACAUAUGAUAAGGCCACAUAUGACAUAGGCCACAUUUUGAAUACAGGUCUGAAAACACAAGCCGUUGAUCCCACAGCUAAUGACUUCACCUUCCGCUAUCAUGUCCAGGCUUUAAACCAUCCAUCAGCAACAGACGGUUCUGUACACCAAAUAUCCACAGGCCUUCGUGUUGGCACAGACACAAUGUCCGCAUCUCUUGACAACCUUUAUAUCACUGAUCAUUAUAACCCUGACCUUGAUAAUACGACCCAACCUGAAUUUUCUUUGGCUUUUCUGUUUGGUGGUGAUGCCAUUCACACAGGACAAACAUUCGUUGUUGAGCUGACAAUUAUCACCAAACGUGGAAUGUCAUAUAAACCCAUGGAAUUGGAGUUUAAUAUGCCAUUUGAGAAUAACUCUGCAGUGAUUACAAUCUGUGAUGUGAAAAUAACGGAUGUUGGUCUGAACCUGCCCUGUUUCAAUAAAGAUGAAAUUGUUCCUGUAUAUUCCUCAAAGGCUAACAAUACAGAGUAUGACAAAGUAAAACUUGACUUUAAUGCAUUAAACAAUAUCGGAUCCACAGAUGAUGAGCCUAAUGAUGAACUGGACACAGUUAAGGUGCAGAUUAGAGCAAAACUCACAGAAGCACAUGUAGCUGUUAGCAAUGGUUCCGAGCAUUGGUUUGCUUCUGGUGUGACGAUUACUGACACCCUUCUUUAUUGUGGUAUGAUAAGAGUUAUAGCUUUGGUCAAUGAGGAUGCACUUAUAGAUUCCGUUACUCAGGCGCCUGUCCUUGGUGUUGAUUUGGAUUUCCCUGAGACCAGCUCAUUGUAUGUGGGGCCUGAGGGAGGCAAUGGUGCUGUGUUAAAAGCACUCGUUAAGCCCUCAACCUAUACCGCCUCAAGAUAUGUCCUCACUGUUGAUGUGCCUGCCACGAUGACCAUCUGCCACAUGCGAAUCAUCAAAAAGGGAGACCAUGUAAAAUGUUUUGACGAAACCAAGACAUACAACAUAACAACUGAAGGGUCUUUGGAGGGACAGGUGACAACAGCUACAUACUAUCUCGGCCUUCUGACUAACACAGGUAACAUAACAGAUGCUGAUAACCCUGGUAACUAUAACUCCACCACAGAGGAUGAUGAUACACUGACUGUUGAGAUAAUUGUGAGGAUUGCUGCUAAACAACCCUCAGUUCCGGAUGGUUCAUUACUUACCACGACUGUUACUUUGAAAUACAAUGAGGAAGCAGAUCAAGUUGUAGAAACAUUUGACUUAACAGCAACCCACACACAACCUGCUAUGGCUGCAAACAGCACUCCAACAAGUACUAUUGACUUUGCGGCAGACACCAUGAACUUUGCUGGAGAUGAGUUUGCCCAAGGCCAAUCUGUGAUAUUCAACAUAGAUGUUACAUUACCAGAUUUUCAUGAGAACGAACUGAUUGUGAAACUCCUAACACCAGUGGACGUAACAGAUGCUAUGGAAGUGUGUAAUCUUGCUGUUGUUGAUGUAGGCCAGAAUCUGCUGUGUACACAUAAAGCAACAGCUGUGCCUGUGAAGACAAAAAGAUCUGGGUCUCUCUAUGAUGAUACCAUUGAGCUUAAUUUGGGGCCUGUGUUACAGUUUCCUGUUUACCCUAAUGAUGGAGCAGUCAAUACAUUACGUGUAGAAGGAACGAUGAAAGUCCUUAGAAGUGCAGUAGUUGGUGCAAAUCUUGUGGUAGGCCAGACUACUUGGGCGAAUUCCAAUGAAAUUUCCGUCAACACCGUGGUAGUCAAGGUCAAAGACAACUCUGACUUUACUGACAUUAACCCUUUUAAUGGUAAUUCCAGUGCUGCACCAAAUGUGACUGCCUCACCCAUAAUAGCAAGCCCAACUGAUAUAGUGGUGAUCCCUAUUGUGGUCUCUAUGCCUCCUAACAGUGCAAUAGCUGCAUACAUGGACAUGAAGAUGCCACUUGGUAGUGUAGGUGGCUCAGCUGUCAUGACAGUAGAGAGUGUUGAGAUAACGAAUGUUGGACGUAACUUGGGAUGUUUUGACAGUUUUAUUGGCGAUGACUGGCUUGACUGCAGUAAUACGACAACAUGCCAGAAUGUCAGCUGCGUAUUAGAUCUUGGCAUUAUUACAAACUCAGGUUUAACAUUGAGGACUGAGGAAUACAUGGCACAAGAUGAUGAGUUCACCGUUGAAGUGUCAUUAAAAAUGGCUGAUGCAGCUGAGGCUAAUGACGCCACACAAUGGGACGUGAGCUUUGGCCUAAAGAGCAACCAGACCAUCAUUGUAUUUGAUAAGGUGGUAGAAGUAUCUCUUACUGGUACAGAGGAACCUGUUAUGGUUAUGGCAGUUGACCUCAUUGAAACAGCUCCUGUUUUGACCCCAGCUAGCCCAUCGCUUAGUAUAAGUGUGAACAUUACUCAUGAUGAUGUAACUUCAAAUGCUGAGGGGGUCGAUUGUGCUUUGACCUUCUUUCCACCAUCUGCUUUGAUCUAUGGGGGAAUCACGACCCAAAAUUACACAGGCAGAAUCAUAGUGGAGUCACAAGGAGAUUAUUACAAUUCAUUUGAGUUCAGUUCCAUAUACUUCUGUGAUGAAAUCUACUUUGAGUUCACGUACACCCUGAACACUUCAUCCAUCUUUCCUCAAUGGGCCCAGGGUGCUGAAGGCCGUAUCCCCUAUGAGCUGUCGUGUAAGAAGAAUCUCCAUGGUGGCCUGGACAAUGACUACCCCACAUAUGGACCUUCAUUGGAGUUCAUUAUGAGUGGCUUAAAUGCAGGAGGCUGCGGUGUACUGGGUAUGGAUGACAGCAAUUUGAUAAAAGAUUCACAAAUUGCUGUUUCCGGAAGCAAAGAUGUUGCCCAUGGCAAAACUAUGUUACGACCUUCGAGUGGAGGGGCAUGGUGUGCCAAACCACGACAGGGCCCAGAUCAGCAGUUUAUUGUCAUAAACUUUGGUCAACGAGUCCGUGUGUUAAAGAUUGCCCUGCAGCAUGAAGCGGCUGUUAGUGCAAACCGUGUGACCCAAUAUAGCCUUGCAUACAGUGAUGAUGGACUUAUCUAUGAAGAUGGUGAAUCGAUUGUUCCAAAUCCACUAAGCUACACAACCUCUGAUGAUGCACUGUCAAGUCCUCAAGAAUACCGCUGGCUAAAGUUGAAAAUUGACAGCCAUGAUGGUGCGAAUGCCUACGAUGACAUCUGCUUCAGACUGGAGAUUUAUGGCUGCACAACUACUUCUGAUCCAAAUCCUAACCUUGAUGCCAAUGUCCUGACUUACUCUGCAGAUUUUGACAAACCAUCACGUUCCUUGCUCCAUGUUCCUUCAAUAACUACUGUCUUCUUCUGUGAUGUUAACCCUGGAUCUGGCAGGUCCAAAUGUUGGGGAUCAUCUGAUGGAAAUACAUGGACAGCCGUUGAUGAGCGUGUCCACUUCCUGUUGGGCUUCAACUCAGAUACUGGUUUCAUCUAUGGCAUCUCAAGAAACCACGGCUAUGGCUCUUACAUGAUGAGUGAAGACAGUGGCGCCAGCUGGAGUGUGAUCCCAAGUGAUAGGUUCAACACAGACAAGGCUACAAACUUCAAUAUUGGAUUGUCAAUAAAGGAUGAGUAUACCCCAACUUUUGGAGCAACUGGUGCUCCAGAUAACACAUUCAGGAGCCCUGAUGCUAGCGGCCAAUGGGGAGUUGAUUAUAAUGGAGUGUAUUUUGAGACCAGCCCAAAUGUGUGGAACAUGCGCGUUCGUUGGACAUCCUGUUGCACACCCUAGUUACCACGGCAACAAUGUUAAGAGCCACUUAUAAGCUAUUUACCAAACAAUCAAAUUAAACCUCAAGGAAUUGUUUAUACUAUGGUAUUAAAAGAUAUAACAUAUGGACAUAAUUUGCAAAAUACAAAACACAUUUAAGACGCACAAACAAAAGUGCAUAGAAUUCAGAUAUGGGAAAUAAUCUGAAGAUGCAAACAUCAAUUCAAAUAUUGGAUCUAGAAUCCUUAUUUUAACUUCUCGUUUGUUGUAGUAUCAUAAAUGUAAACUGUGAUAUUUUAAAUACCGUCCAUGUAAAUAUAGUAUUAUUACACAGAAAAUUAUAAAUUAAAAGUUAUUAUCCCACCCUAACGUGCAUUGAAAAAAUAACAGAAAUACUUUUUAAUACUCUGAUAGAGUUGUAUACAGUGAAAAUGACUACAGUAUAUACAAUUAUUAAUUUAUAUUACAUUGUUAAUAAAAUAAUAUAGUCAACAUAUUAUAUAACUGUAUAAAGCACUCAGGUUGGGAUAAUAGUGAAUUGAGAAUUUGCGAUGUUGAAGGGUCAACCUCAAAGAAUGAGGAGAAAGAAAACUAAUGGUUGAAGUCAGGAAAUACAAGCAAUGGAUGAAGGAGUGGGAAAUGAAAUUUCAACUGCAAAUGAAAAACAUUUUCAACAUUUUUAAUUAGAAAAUAACAUGUUAUGAUCUAGUUUUGGAUCACUUUGUUCAUAUUUAUUGAAGACAUAUAGUAGCCUGGACAGAUUACUUCAUUUACAAAUUUGAGACAAAAAUAAAUUGAGUUAUGUCAAAUAUUUCAAAAUUAUAAAUGUGUAAAAUUUAAAAUUUCAUAUAUAUUCCUAUAUCUUUUUGUUCUAGAAUCACAUUUACUCUACUAAUCUCUUUGAGAAAAAUAUUUAGACAAAGUGACCAAUAAAGUAAAAUGUCCAGGCUACUAUAUUAUUUAUAUAUAUUUAGCAUGUGUAAUGUUAACAGCUUAUUUUUCUAGAACUUGACCAGUAGUCCGUCCAUCAAGAAAUUUAAUUAUCCUGAUCGCCUUGAAAAGUUUUUUUUGUUACACAGUUAACAAAAUUUAAAGUUUUAAUAAUUAUUUAAUUUUUCUAUACAAUUCAAAUUAAAAUGCUAUUAUUACUAAAGUAAAAUGUUGAGAGACAGUACCAGAUUCUAUCAUUAAUGAAGUUUUGUUACAUGGCUCAAGGGCCAUCUAUUGAAAAUACUUUCAAAACAACACCCAUUUAUAAAUUAUUUCAAGAAGAUCAGUUUUUUUGGUAAUCUUAAAAUGAUAUGUAUUUACUGCUGAAUGAUCUUAUAUUGAAGUGAAGUGUUGUGUUUAAUUUUGCAAAUUUUAUCAUUAAUUCGCUUCAUAAAAUACGUAACCUAUAUUGCCAAAUUGUGCCAUAUUAACCGAUCCAGGAUGAAGCAUCCUCCCAACACAGGCCUCCAGAACUCAUACCCCAUUCUUUCAAGGAGGAAGGAACGUAGUGG
Messenger RNA from Owenia fusiformis, 7208 nucleotides. The record is from the annotation of a GenBank genome assembly. NCBI's taxonomy places the organism in Eukaryota, Metazoa, Annelida, Polychaeta, Sabellida, Oweniidae.